Molecule: messenger RNA, 372 nt
Organism: Coccidioides immitis RS
Lineage: Eukaryota; Fungi; Ascomycota; Eurotiomycetes; Onygenales; Onygenaceae
Exons: 2
Coding region: 1-372 (123 amino acids)
Source: RefSeq, a predicted model, not a curated record
AUGAAUGUUGAAGGGAUGAACAUUAAAGAGAUGAACAUUGAAGAGAUGAACAUUAAAAGAAUAAACAUCAAAAAAAUGAACAUCAAAGAGAUGAACAUCAAAGAGAUGAACAUCAAAGAGAUGAACAUUGAAGAAAUGAAUGUCAAAAGAAUGAACAUUGAAAGAAUGAAUGUUAAAGAGAUAAAUGUCAAAGAAAUGAACAUCAAAGAGAUGAAUGUCAAAGAGAUGAACAUCAAAGAGAUGAACAUUAAAGAGAUAGGUCAUAUUCAGCUUGCAGAAUGGGCUGUCCAUGGCACACCUACUAUCAAAAGCCUAGUCUCUGAGAUUCAGAAAUUACAACUUGAUGUGCUUCAUGAGUCAGAAAAGCAAUAA